CACUCCAAGCUGACUCCGACACAAAUUUCGGUCGAUCGCUGCUCACACGACAUGUCGCUAACCUCGGAAGACUAAAGCCAGAUACUACUUCUAGGCUACAGCGCCCUUUGUGAAUCAUGGAUCCAUACGAUAUUUCGACUAGAGCUCAAGUCAUAACUCUCAAGCAAUAUGGUGUUUCCGACGCUGACAUAGAGCAACUUACAAGCAUCCCAGUCAUUCGAAUCAAAUUCAUCUACGAGAAUGCCCUCCUCCAAGGUCUUACAGCCGAAACUCACCUUGUCACCAUGCGCCAUACUACCAGUCACCGUGCGACUCUCGACAAUCUACCGGUGGAGCUGCAACUCAUCGUAGUCAGCUUCCUAGACCUCAAAUCUCUCAUCAAGAUCCAGGGAGUGUCCAAGCACUGGAGAUGCCUUGUCCGCGGAUACAAGCGCGUCAUCUACCCACCACGUCUUGCUCUACUGCAGUUGUACGAGGAGAUCAUCAACGCACCUUUGUUUCUGCCUUCACGGCCCCACAUACUACCGCUACUUGAGGAUUUCGACAUUGAUGAGCGUCAGCAACUCGCACGUUCGAUGUACCGGUUCCCAGCAGAGUCCCAGCUGUGGGUGUCGGAGUGGCCGGCCAAGGCUACCAUCUCGUGGGACUGGCCUUCUAUCAACUAUGACCUUAUGGACGAUGAAGAGAAUGGAGAGGUUCCUUGGUGGAGAUUGCCUGGCCGCAACCUGUUAACGAAAGUAUACACGUGGAACAACGGUAGGGUGUCAGAUGUCUUCUGCACGCUUAUUGUUAGUGAUACCUCUAGCCUCUGGAGCGCCCUCCGAAACGACGACGGGAGCCUAAAGGAGGGAUUUGAUGCCGAAUUGUUCGAUCUUUACCCUAAGGAAACGCACAUCUCCGACUUGGCUUGUGAGCUCUGGGAAGGAACUAACGGAUCAACCUAUGUAUUGCUCGGUCCAAACUACGGCGGCCCUCUCAACGGAACGAUUCAGAAGGUCAUGGUCACACCUGCGAACUACGAUGACGAUGAAGGUGAAGUGCAGGCUGAAAUCGAUCUAGAUGGGGCCCAAGACUCAAGACACUACGUGGAGGCGGACUGGCUGGCAUGGCUUCGGCGCAACAUGCGCAUAAUCGACCAUCAGUACAAAAUUCAUCUGAAGCGUCAAGACCGUUCGUAG
Messenger RNA from Aplosporella prunicola CBS 121167, 1178 nucleotides. RefSeq lists its product as uncharacterized. The transcript has a single exon. Gene Ontology annotation, molecular function: protein binding. NCBI's taxonomy places the organism in Eukaryota, Fungi, Ascomycota, Dothideomycetes, Botryosphaeriales, Aplosporellaceae. The coding region runs from base 117 to 1178 and encodes 353 amino acids. The record is from RefSeq and is a predicted model, not a curated record.